Sarcophilus harrisii (Tasmanian devil) is the source of this 1799-nucleotide messenger RNA. RefSeq names its product autophagy related 10 (gene ATG10). Gene Ontology annotation, biological process: protein modification by small protein conjugation; protein lipidation; macroautophagy. Gene Ontology annotation, molecular function: Atg12 transferase activity. Lineage: Eukaryota; Metazoa; Chordata; Mammalia; Dasyuromorphia; Dasyuridae. Gene Ontology annotation, cellular component: intracellular anatomical structure. The record is from RefSeq and is a predicted model, not a curated record. The transcript has 9 exons. Bases 67 to 1176 code for a protein of 369 amino acids.
UUGGCCCAAUGGCGAUCUUAGCUCCGCUCGUUUUUUUGUUCUUUUUUUUCCAAAUUGCACCGGGGGAUGGGGGUAGGCUUGGGUAAAGAGGGGUGGCUCCGGAGGCGGAUGACGUCACCAGCGAAGAGGGAGGUCGCCCCGCCCCUCUUCCGCGCUGGAAACGUACGUCAGCCUCCUCCGCAUCCGCCCGCCCACGCUGACGGGCCGCAGGGCUGGCGUGGGGGAAGGGAGAGGAGGAGGAGGAGAAGGAGGAGGAGCCUCUGGAAGCCGCCGGCGAUCGUGAAGGGAGAGGUAGAGGGGGCGGGGCUCCGUCGCGGCUCCUCCUUCUCCUUGUCGCUCCGUGUCGGCGACCCGCGCUCUCCUUUAGGGAAGCCUCUGCCCCGGGGGCUUGGUAGGGGCGGUAGCUUAGCCGCCAGUUCCCCGGCAAGCCCCGCGCCGCCCCGCUUCCGUGCCCUGUCCGUCUUGGCGACGGAGCGAGGGGUAAAGCGGAGCGGAAUGGCAGAAAAUGAGUUCCUAGAAGAAAAAACAUUCAAGCAAUAUUGUGAAAAAUUUAUUAAACAUUCAGAGGAAAUAGGUGAUGGAUGGGAAUGGAAAAAUUCAAAGGACUGUUCUGAUGGCUACAUGAGCAAAACACAUUUCCAGACUAAAAAUGGGACUUCUGUGCCUGAACAGUUUUUUUCUCAAGCUGAGGAAGAUGAUGAAGGAGCCAGGAAUAGCGACCUGAAUUUGGAUGACUUUGAGCUCUACUCUGAUGACUCUGAAGUGGUUGGGCUCACUGCAGCAGCAGAAGUGAUUCGAUAUGAAUACCAUGUGUUAUACUCCUGCAGCUAUCGGGUACCUGUACUGUACUUCAGAGCAAGUUUUUUAGAUGGAAGACCUUUAACACUGAAGGAGAUAUGGGAUGGUGUCCAUCAGUUCUAUAAAGCUCGUCUUCUUCAAGAGCCGUGGAGCACCAUUACACAACAGGAGCACCCAAUACUUGGACAGCCUUUCUUUGUCCUUCACCCUUGCAAGACAAAUGAAUUCAUGACUUCUUUGUUAGACAAUUCUGAAAAAGACAACAGUAAUAUAAACUAUAUUACAUCAUGGCUCAGCAUUGUUGGACCAGUGGUGGGGCUGAAUCUACCUUUGAGUUAUGCCAAGGCAAUGUCUCAGCAAGAUGCAAAAAUGGAUUGAUGCAAGGUCGGUGAGUCAAACUGCACACACUGAGGAGUCCCUGCAGUAAAGAAUCUUUGUUUUCUUGAGCAGCUUAAGACAGAUGAUGGACAAGAUCACCCACUAGAGUCUUCACUGGAGCUGUUUCUGUUUUUCCUUGGAAACAAGACACAAGAUGACAACUCAAGACAAAAAUGCUUAUAACACCUAUCUCAAAGAUUCAGGUGACUGGGUUUCAUUAAGAAGGAUACUACUCUGUUGAGCAUCCUGUGUCAUUGAAUUUGAGGGAAGAAUCAUUUCCAUUUUCUCUUCCUUUGCUAUAUCCUUUCUUCUGACUAUAGGGCUUUAGCCUGAAAUGGAUGUGAAUAUUCAUUGUGAAUAUGACCAAAGUUCUCUGGCAUAAUUUUUUUUUUAAUAUUUAAAAUAGAAUAUUGGUUUUAUGUACUUAAAAGGAUUUUUUACUUUUUAUUCUAAGAAAUAAUAAACCACUACUUGUACUGAGCAUGAUUGAUGUUUAAUAUAUACCUUGCCAGUGACAUCUUAUUUUUCAUUUUAUACCAUGUUCCUUCCUUCUGUCCCUGUCCCCCUGCAUCCUCCUUUUCUUGGGCAUUAAAUUCUCUUUUCUUUAGAUCCCAUUUUAAUUC